AUGCGCCUCUUGCACGUUCUUCUUCUCAUCUCGGCCUCGUACGCCUCAGCAGAAGUGGUGAAGGAAGGCUCAACAUGUACUGUCACCCCCCUCGGAGGCACAGACGACACGCCGCAGAUCCUCGACGCGUUCAAGAAGUGCGGCACGGAUGGCAGCAUCGUCUUCACCGAGGGGACGUACAACAUCCGGCAGGUGAUGGACACGCAGGGGCUGAAGAACUGCGACAUAAGCAUCCUCGGCAAGUUCGUCUGGAGCGCCGACAACCUGAACUACUGGAUCCAGAACACGUUCCCCGUCACCUAUGCCGGCCUGCACACCUCGUGGCUGCUGGGCGGCACCAACAUCACCAUGCGCGGGUUCGGCAAGGCGCUGUUCGACGGCAACGGCCAGGUGUGGAUGGACGAGAACAAGAACGGGAGCAACAGGCAGGGCCGGCCGAUCAAUCUGACCAUCUGGAAGGCGUUCAACGUCUGGAUCGACGGGAUUACGUGGCGCCAGAGCCAGUUCUGGCACACUUUUGUGGCACACAGCCAGAAUGUCACCAUGACGAACCUGGACAUGAAUACCACGAGCCACUCGCAGUAUUCGGCAGUGAAUACGGAUGGAUUCGAUUCGUGGAAUUCCAAGGACAUAGUCAUACGCAACUGGACGGUUACCUGCGGCGACGACUGCAUUUCCGUCAAGGGAAAUAGCACAAACAUCGACGUGAAGAAUGUGACGUGCUACGAAUCAGGUUGCGCCGUUAUUGGCUCUGUUGGCUCCAACGCCGGCCAAGCCGACUUUGUGGAUAAUGUGGUCUUUGAGGACAUGGAGUGCCACCACUCGUCCAAUGCCGCGUGGAUCAAGACAUACCCGGGAACGGGACAUGUUAAAAACGUGACGUUCAGGAACUUCGUGUUGGAAGACGUCAACCAGCCCAUCUACAUCACGCCCUGCACCUACUCCGGCAACAACUGUGAUAGCUCCCGGCUCGGCAUAUCUGAUAUCAGCUGGUACAAUAUUUCAGGGACCAGCCGUUAUAACAUUGCUGCUGGGAUGUAUUGUUCGAAGACAGUGCCCUGCCAGAACCUCCACUUUGAGAACAUCAACAUCAAACCUAAAGCUGGCGGCACGGGGAAGGUUCUCUGCUCGAACAUCCAGAACCAGGCAAGCAUGGGAUUGACGUGCACGGGCACCUGUCCCGCAAACUGGCCGCAGCAACUGGACGGAAACCGAUGA
This is a messenger RNA of Phialemonium atrogriseum, 1218 nucleotides long. Its product is annotated as pectin lyase fold/virulence factor. The coding region runs from base 1 to 1218 and encodes 405 amino acids. Gene Ontology annotation, molecular function: polygalacturonase activity. NCBI's taxonomy places the organism in Eukaryota, Fungi, Ascomycota, Sordariomycetes, Cephalothecales, Cephalothecaceae. The transcript is spliced from 3 exons. The record is from RefSeq and is a predicted model, not a curated record. Gene Ontology annotation, biological process: carbohydrate metabolic process.